AUAUCAUUAGACUGGAGUCCGCUCAAUGAUAAGACAUUGUGUUUAGUGCUAUCUUACUAUUACAGUCGGGUAAGGUUAUAGAUCGCUAUACCCCAGUACCUGUCAUCGGCCACCUGGUGAAGGAUCGACCCAAUUAAUUCGGACAUACCUGGCCGGUAAUUAGGUGCAAAGUGUCUUAUAUUGGAUUCUAAAUUACCAGAAAAUUGCACCACAUUUCGUGAGCAUUCAAGUGACAAAAGUUGUUGCUUUAUUUAUUUUUGUGUGAAAAGGAUCGUGUGUUAUUAUCUACCUGGGUUCUCCAUAGGAGGGUCCUAACGUUGGUGCUGUCCGAAGUCAUAAUAAGGCGCAGGUGUAACAAACAUUUUACCUGGCCGUCGACACGUGUGGACGCGGGUCAAUAAAUCAUCGUAGUUUUAUUUCCCGGUCAAGUGCAGAUAGAUGAUUUUCACUUUCUCGUGGAUUAUAAACAGUGAAACAGAAAAGUCAAUUUGGUGUGGUUUACAGUGAUUUUACUACUGUUGUUCAACAUUCGUCAUUAUGCUGGAAGUAGACAGUUACCGCCGAACACUCCAUUCAACAGGGUAUGACCCGCGGAUUCCCAUGCCAGAGAUGCCAGACUUUGGGGGCCUACACGAGCCCUUUGCUUACCACGCCCUCUCCGCCGUCAACAAACCAGAGAAACAAAACUCCCUGAUCCACUGGUCCCCUCCCCCCGCGACUACCGUCUCUCCCACCCCAGCGACUGGCGCCAAGUCGGACGAAGAAGAUGAUGAAGACGACGAUGAUUGCCGUCCGUUCACCCCACCCCCUCCCAGGGAACGUCUCAGCUACACUCGCUACCAGCUGGAGAUGCUGAACAGUAUCUACAUCCGGGUCCGCUAUCCUAACAGCACACAGAAACUGCUGAUUGCGAAACGAGUCGGCAUCACAAGGGAGCAGGUCAAGAUCUGGUUCCAAAAUAGGAGAAGGAAGGACGUAAUCGGCAAGAAGAAAGAUGGAUCAGAGUCUGACUGUAGUAAAAGCGAUCACAGCGACACCAGAAGUGACCACGGUGACAACAGGAGUGAUCACGGCGAUAGUAAGGGCGACAACUGUGACAGUGACUCGGGUGUGAGCGAGGAGAACGGGGGACUCAUGGUACCGGAAGUGGUUAUGAAAAGUGUUAUUGCUGAGUUACACAAGUUCGAAAAGGAACCAAUUAAAUCGAAGAAAUUGAAAAAGAAAAUGAAAGCAUCUAGAAAGAAAGCGAAGAAAGCUGUCACUACACAACAGUUUCAGAGCAUGUUGUUGGGUAGCGGGUACGACAUGAUCUCACCGCCAAACCAAGUGAUAGCGCCGGCUCCUCCCAAGGUGUCGAGAGCAACAAAGUUCAACCAUUCUAAGGACAUGUCUGCGUUUGACGCUCCGAAGGAAGGGAUGCGACCCGUAAGUUAUAUGGACGGCUACGGAAAUUCGCUAGCCGGUUCGCUGAUGUCGUCUGUACCAAUGCGGGAUCUGCCCGCGGGACACUCCAGUGUGAACGCUUCCCUAGGCUGUGACAUGCCCGUGCUGUCCGACUUGUUAAACUACACUAAGACGUCUAGCGCGGACACACCCACUUCACGUACACACGAACAUUUGCAACGAGUUAGUGAAUCGUCUAUGAUGCAUCACCACCAAAAUCAAACAUCCCCGACAAGUGGGUUUUACCCGAGUGUAAGGACUGUCCACGUUGAUAGUCUUGGCCAACCGUCCAUGCCCAUGUCGUCCGCAGUGCUUAGUCGCGUAUAUCCGUACCCGUUUAUUGCCGAGCACCCCAUGGUGCUCUCAACAUUACGUCAUAACAUGGAGCCGUUUCGACCCCAGCCUCAGUACCCGGGCGGACAUCAUUACAAUGAAGACUACUCUCCGUUCCAGCCAUACAACAUUACGUCACUAGCCAAUCCUUAUUACUCACAAACAUCACCCUGGUCACAACAUAACUCAAGUGCCGAAAGCAACGGACCUUUCCAGCAGUUAUGAUGCUGACGGAUCACUAUAUACGAACGAUUACGUCAACUUAAUAGCUGUGCUCAUAAUCGAACAGACAUCACUCAUAAUGCUGAGGGGGUUACUGGCGAGCGAAAGUCACACACUUUUCUGCUUGUGACAUUAUACACGGUGGUCGACAGGCUAAAAUUGUAGACAAACUCUCAUCUAACCCACGAAACAGUAAUCUUCUGGAACUAUAUAAUUUGUGUGCCGGUACUGUAUUAAUUUAGCCGUACUCAACUGUGUCAUCUUGAGAGUUUUAAUGUAAUAGCUAGAACUGGUACUACCCUGGCGUGUGUGGACGGGAACUGUAUGUGAGGACCCCCGCGUCUGACUGAACGUAGGCUUGGUGUAAUUUGAGUGUGUGCGUAUCAUUGUUCCUUUAAUGGAAUAUGAAAUCCGAGUAGUUGCCUUCCGGUAUAAUCGGAAAUGGACAAAUACAACUCGACAGAACAAUCUCAGGUGCUAUCUGUUAUUCUUGUUAAUGUUUACUCCAUGUUUGUUUUAAAUAAAAUUAUAUAUUAAUG
Mizuhopecten yessoensis (Yesso scallop) is the source of this 2537-nucleotide messenger RNA. RefSeq names its product homeobox protein OTX1-like. Bases 538 to 2001 code for a protein of 487 amino acids. Gene Ontology annotation, biological process: regulation of transcription by RNA polymerase II. The record is from RefSeq and is a predicted model, not a curated record. The transcript has 4 exons. Lineage: Eukaryota; Metazoa; Mollusca; Bivalvia; Pectinida; Pectinidae. Gene Ontology annotation, molecular function: RNA polymerase II cis-regulatory region sequence-specific DNA binding; DNA-binding transcription factor activity, RNA polymerase II-specific.